AUGGCCUCGGGUAAAGCAGGCGGAGCUGUUGCUCUUUUCUCCGAAGCUACCAAGGCUGAGCAACUCGACUCUCACACAUACCGAGUUAAUCUCAACGCCGCCUUCUGUAUUGGCGCAGUCCCCAAUGGCGGCUACACAUCCGCAUGCAUGCUCGCAGCAGCAAGCAAACACCUCAGCCCACGCGGCCAGCCCGACACACUAACCGCACACUUUGAGUAUCCAAACAGGACAUCGACCGGGCCUGCUAUUGUCGUAAUUGAGGAUGUCAAGCUCGGUCGCCAAAUAUCCACGCUCCAUCUCACACUUUGGCAGGGUGGGCUUCUCUCACAAGCGCCGUGGAUUGACCGCUCCGUUUCACGCCGCAUUAUCCUCGCCUACACAACCCACACAAAUCUACGCGCAUUCUCUGGAAUCUCGAUGCCUACGGGCUACGAAGUAACGCCAGCUGCCGAGCUCCCAUCAGUAUCUGAUUUUGAAGCUCUAAAGACCCACGGCGCCGACAAUGCCUGGGAGGAGUCAAAACUUCCCAAGGGAUGGGCCAGAAUGAUGCCGUCCUUGGCCAAAUGGCGCUUUUAUGUCCCUCGCGGGGAACCUCUAAGCCCCGGAGUACUGGAUAUGUGGAUCCGGUUGACCAGCGGAGAAAAAAUCACGCAAGGCGCGCUGGCGUAUGUGGUUGAUUCAUUUCCGCACAACAUGCACACGUUCCUGGCAGCGCCAGCACUGCGUGAGCUUCUGAAUGCGCCGCAUGAACGAUCUAGCGAUUCCGAGGUCAAGGAUGUCCGGGAAAAGAAUCAGCAGCGCGCCGAAAUGUGGUUUCCGACUGUGGUGAUGAAUAUCGAAGCGAAGACGGCGCUUCCAGAGGAAGGUGUCGAGUGGCUAUCUGUUCGGGUGUCGUCGAAGCAGAUCAAAGACGGCAAGUUCGAUCUCGAGGUGCUUGUACGCGAUACUGAUGGGGAGGUGGUUGCGUUGAGUAAUCAUGUUGCGAUGAUUCUGAGCGUUGAACGGAAUACGGGCAAGAAGAGCAGUUCUUCAAAGGCUUCUUUGUAA
Messenger RNA from Talaromyces rugulosus, 1047 nucleotides. RefSeq lists its product as uncharacterized. The record is from RefSeq and is a predicted model, not a curated record. Lineage: Eukaryota; Fungi; Ascomycota; Eurotiomycetes; Eurotiales; Trichocomaceae. The coding region runs from base 1 to 1047 and encodes 348 amino acids. The transcript has 2 exons.